Mus caroli (Ryukyu mouse) is the source of this 1714-nucleotide messenger RNA. RefSeq lists its product as uncharacterized. Gene Ontology annotation, molecular function: DNA-binding transcription factor activity, RNA polymerase II-specific; RNA polymerase II cis-regulatory region sequence-specific DNA binding. Gene Ontology annotation, biological process: regulation of DNA-templated transcription. Lineage: Eukaryota; Metazoa; Chordata; Mammalia; Rodentia; Muridae. The record is from RefSeq and is a predicted model, not a curated record.
GUUCCACUCCAAAGCGGAGCAAUCCGGUGUGUUUCUGUUUGUUGUGGUCCGCGUGUCGCUGCUGGGUGCUGUGAAAAGAGCUCAGGCAAACUCAGAAGUCCUGACAUGGGUAGAGUGACCUAUGAUGAUGUGCAUGUGAACUUCACUCGGGAAGAGUGGGCUUUGCUGGAUCCUUCUCAGAAGAAUCUCUACAAAGAUGUGAUGCUGGAGACCUACAGGAAUCUCACUGCUAUAGGCUACAUUUGGGAAGACCAUAAUAUUGAAGACCAUUUUCAAAGUUCUAGAAGACGUGGAAGGCAUGAAAGAAGGCAUACUGGAGAGCAACCCUCUGAGUUUAUUCAACGUGGGAAGAAAGCCUAUGUAUUUCAGAGUCAUAACCAAAGACAUGAGAGAAUUUAUACUGGAGAGAAACCCUAUGAAGGUGUCCAACAUUGUGAAGCCUUUGCACAUAACAGUAGUCUCCAAAUACAUAAAACAAAACUUGCUGGAGUGAAAUCCUAUGGGUGUAACCAAUGUGGUAAAGACUUUGUGUCUCACAGGUCUCUUCAAAGGCAUAAAGGAGAGAAACCUUAUGAAUGUAAUCAAUGUGGUAAAACUUUUGCAUGUCAAGGUGGACUCCAAAUGCAUAAACGAAUACAUACAGGAGAGAAAACUCAUGAGUGUAAUCAAAGUGUUAAAGUCCUUGGAUGUCAAAGUGGACUACGAUAUAAAAGAACACAAACAGGAGAAAAACCUUAUGAAUGUAAUCAAUGUGGUAAAACCUUUAUAUAUCACAGUUAUCUUCAAAAACAUAAAAGAACCCAUACUGGAGAGAAACCAUUUCAAUGUAACCAGUGUGGUAAAGCCUUUGCAGGAAAUAGUCAUCUCCUAAGACAUAAAAGAAUACAUACUGGUGAGAAACCCUACGAGUGUAACCAAUGUGGUAAAGACUUUUCACGUCGCAAUUCUCUUCAAAGGCAUAAACGAGUUCAUACAGGAGAGAAACCUUAUGAAUGUAAUCAGUGUGGUAAAGGCUUUGCAUGUCAAAGUGGUCUCCGAAUACAUAAAAGAACACAUACAGGAGAGAAACCCUAUGAAUGCAGUCAAUGCGAUAAAGCCUUUGCAUGUCAGAGUGGUCUCCUGUAUCAUAAAAGAACACAUACUGGAGAGAGACCAUAUGAAUGUAAUGAAUGCGGUAAAUCCUUCAUACAUCACAGUCAUUUUCAAAUACAUAAAAGAACGCAUACUGGAGAGAAACCCUUUGAAUGUGACAAAUGUGGUAAAGCCUUUGCACGAAACAGUCAUCUCCUAACACAUAAAAGGAUACACACUGGAAAGAAACCCUAUGAAUGAAAGAAAUAUGGUAAACUCUUUGGGAGGUUCUCAGGACCCAAAGGAAAGGUACCUUAGAUGAAAUCUCCUACAAUGGGGAGAAGGAACUUGAAGAGCCCACCUCUAGCAGAAAGACAGGGCAUCAAGUGAGGGGUGGGGUUGCCAUCUUAUAGCCAAAAUCUUUGACCCAUCAUUAUUUCUGUCUGAAAGAACUGCAGGGACAAAAAUGGAGAAAAGCCUGAGGAAAAAGAGGUUCAGCGACAGGCCCAACUUGGGAUCCAGCUCAAGGGGAGGCCCCAAGGCCUGAUAUUAUUACUGAGGCCAAGCUGUGCUCACAAAAAGGGGCCUAUACUGAAUGCUCUCCGAAAGACCCAACAGGCAGCUGCAAGAGUCAGAUACAGAU